Molecule: messenger RNA, 285 nt
Organism: Parnassius apollo (apollo)
Lineage: Eukaryota; Metazoa; Arthropoda; Insecta; Lepidoptera; Papilionidae
Source: the annotation of a GenBank genome assembly
AUGGGUAGCGUUGCUGCGAACAGGGUUGGAAAAUGUGGACGAAAAAGAAAAACAACACCCAAGAAUGAUGAGUUACUGAUCAGAAUCAGUAAAAUCAAUCCUAGAAAAUCAGCUGUGGACCUUACUCGCGAACUACACGAGGAUGGCAUCAACCUGCAUGUGGAGAGACAACCCCAUCAAAAAAGAGCUGCUGACUCAGGCCAUGAUGAAAAAGAGAUAUCAAAAAAUGGGAAAAACACACCAAGACUGGACUGUGGAGGACUGGAAAAGGGUACUCUUUUCUGA